AUGCCUAAGAGAUCAUUUAGCCAGUUAGAGGGAUCUAGUCUGUACGAGAAUUCUCGCGGCUACCUCGAAUCGGUCGCGAAGGAAACGAUCAAUAUUGACGAAGUGGCUCGAGCAAAGUGCAAAGAAUUGAUGGCUGAACUUGAUAAACACGUUGACUUCGUUCUGAAGUCAGACUCCCAGACCAUAGAUGAAUUUAUCCGCAUAACACUGGGACGAGCUAGCCAUCUUGAGUAUCUUCAACGUGUUGCACAUGGGCAGGAAUCGCAGAUAAUACGGGAAAGGAGGUCCUUCUACGGGAACAUGUUAUAUAACGCUCUACUUGUACAAGCUCACGAAUACGGAGGUUUGCGCCUCGGGAGAAUCGUUAUUAUUUCCAUUACGCCAAACAAAUUGUUUUCCUUGCGUCAUUCGAUUCAUGUCAUAAUCGAACACAUACAGGAAGUCGGUCAACGCUUACGUCACAUCGAGCCUCCCAAGACAUUUUUCAACAGAUUGGCGCACGAGAGUCAAAAACGAUGGUCAAGCAGCGGCGAAGUCAUUGAGGAGACGCUAGAAGAUGUUGGGCUUAGUCAGGAGGCUUUAGAAUGGGUCAAGAAGACAAAAGAGCAGAUUGCUCAGAGUAGCCAACCUCAGGCUCUGAAUGAUAUCAGCGAUGUCGAUAUACUGAGACUCCUCUGCUGGAUGAUUCCCCGAGAGAAUGCCUGGGAACCCGGGGUCAAUCAAACUAGAAAGGAUCUGGGUCCGUUCUUCAUUGAAAUGGCUCGUCGUGUUAGAGCAUCUGAUCUCCCCGAGCGCGACAAAUGCGCCGUAGUAGAGGCCAUCGUUGCCGUGGUCCAGUCGAACCACUCAUUCGCAGAAGCUUUAGAUCUUGCCGUCCGCCUAUUGGAGCAUAGUAAUCUGCCUCGGUAUCUGCAUGGCUUGGUUGCCCUUCAAAAAAGCAACCUUUAUCGACUGAAUUCCAGUCCUGAGAAAUCUGAAGAGGCGAUUAGCAAAUAUUAUUGCGAUACCAAGGCUUAUGAAAACGAACGACGUACUGCAAUCGCCACAGCCAAUGAUCGAAGGCCUAAAGAGAUGGCCGACCUAUUUAAAGGAGGAAUGGAGGAAAGACUAGCGGCCGUUGAGGAUUCCCUAUGGCGGUCCCACCUUGAGAAUUUGGUUCAACAGGAGAAUUAUUCGCGCGCGUUACUCGAGGCUACAGCGCGGCCCUUCCAACCACGCUGUCAGAUGGGUCGCCUUCUUUCACCCCACAUUAGUAUCACCAUGGGAAAGAUAUUCAUAGUUCACGGUCGCCAUCAAUCGGCUCAGACUUGUUUUGAGGGCACCUUGUUUGAGGCGCCAAUGUAUGCAGAGCAGGUGAAGACCCUCCGCCUCAAUAUCGUGUGUCGACUGGCAGAUGUCUAUUGUGACCUGAACAAGCCCGCAAAAGCUCUCAGGCUCCUAAAGGAAGAAAAUAGGAAACUCAUUAAGGAUUAUCAGCCUCAACGGAAGGCGAAACGUCUGCUUUUAGCGCUUGUCGAUGCCUAUCUUGCUGAUGGAUGCUACAUAGAUGCUUUAUCGACCCUAUGCGACUCCAGACUUGACUUCCACAAGGAAAACAAAGAUAUAACUGACCAAUUCAUGCACGUACGGUGUCAGUUUGCGCGUGCUCGUCUACAUUGUUUCACCUCCAGAUUUGAGGAUGGUUAUCGUGAAUGGGUCGCGGCGUUAGCACUGGUGGAGAAAUACCCCGAUUUUGAGGACGAAGGCUUUGCGGCGGGAAUUUGUCAACUUUCCAUGGCCUGGGCAUGUCUUGAAUUAGGAGAUAGGGACUCGGGCUAUAGCGCGUUCAUGAAAGCAAAGACCUUUCUGGAGAACUCCCCUCCUAAUUAUUGGCUACCGACAAUCCAGAAAUCUUGGUUUGACUAUGUUUCUGAGAAAUUGCACCAAAAAGCCGGGUGGCCACCGAUCCAACAACACUCGCCAAGACCGACCCCACCUGUCGGCUCACAUAAUACAGUUACCCCGCCCUCACAUCAUCUCCUAUCCCCUGAAUCACUUUCCAGCGAGACCAUCCACUCCUACAUCGAAGCUAAGAAAGAGCUCACGGGAGAUAUUCAGCAUCUGCUGCAGAACGGGUGGAAUUUAACCGAAACCAAUGAUGGCAUCACAAAGGACUUUGCUUUCAUGUCCACUGACAACGCCUUAGACUUUUAUACACUUGUCAGUGCGAGUUCUAUAACACACCAUCAUCAUGCCGUCCUCACGCUGACAGGAGAAGUUGCGUCGGCUGUGUGGACGACUCAUCAACCUAGUAAAGGCCUUUCGAGACGUGAUCAUAAUAUGGCCUUGAUAUGUGAUAUAAUCGCGGGCGUUUUGAGCAAUGAUGAACGUGUGUGGCACCAGAUCAACGCCGUUACAAAUGACAACAAAUGGCGGAGGAAAGAAGAACAGAGAUGCGGUGCUGCCACCACUCGAGCACUCCGAUUCAAACACAAUUCAUAUGUCACGGACUUUGCACGUGCUUUAGGCGUUGCCGCGGAACGCGAGCUACUUGGAGGCUCCAUUAGGAUACAUACCAGACCUCCUUUUGUUGAAGUCACUUGCGAGGGCAACCUCGAAUCAAAGUUGGCCCUCUGGCUGGACUUCAUGACCGCUUUGGUGAGGCCACCAGAAAUGAUCGAAGACAAGGAUUCAGAAACGGUGCCAUCUGGUGGGAAAUCCUAUACUUUUGAAUCCGUAGACAUGGCUCUGAAUUUUCACGCCCUUCUUCAUAGAGCCUCCAUAUCAAAUGGCCACCCCGUGGAGUCAUACAUCACAGGGACUGGCACAGCGAUCAAUGUAACACUCAUACAUUCAGAUAACGAACAAAUGGUAGAACUGUUCAGUAUAUUCUCGGAUGUUUCAAGUGGCAAGAAGUAUGUCUCUUACCAAAGCGAGCAUGAACCAGAACAAAGACAAUGGUAUUUUGGUAGCCAAACAAAAGUCAUGAACUUUGCUCGUGCUGUAGCACUUGUUGCUAGCCCUGUCGAACUUUGGUCCAUAGUAUCCGACUACAAUAGUGUGCUGUUGUCCAUGAAUAGCAAAGCUUGUGUGGGAUUAGGUCCUUGGCUGGACCUUCUGUUAACGCGUUUGGUGAAGCCCGACAAGGAGAAUGAGGUGCCAAGAUGUGAUAGUGCACCCUGA
This is a messenger RNA of Aspergillus niger, 3162 nucleotides long. RefSeq lists its product as hypothetical. The record is from RefSeq and is a predicted model, not a curated record. Gene Ontology annotation, biological process: tetrahydrobiopterin biosynthetic process. Lineage: Eukaryota; Fungi; Ascomycota; Eurotiomycetes; Eurotiales; Aspergillaceae. The coding region runs from base 1 to 3162 and encodes 1053 amino acids. The transcript has 8 exons. Gene Ontology annotation, molecular function: protein binding; 4-alpha-hydroxytetrahydrobiopterin dehydratase activity.